AUGUUUUUUCGUUCGAUGAUGAAAAUUUAUUUCUUGCGCGCGAUUUUUCGACAUUCUUGGUGAUUGUUUUGAAAUUUAAUUUAAUUUUGUUCAACAAAAGCAAACAAUGACAGAUUCGGAAUCUAUUUCUUUUGAGGAUGAUUAUGGAUUACCCGAUCAAAAUUGUGUUCGAUCAACUCAACUUGAUGAUAAACUUAUUCAAAAACUUUUAGAUGAAAAUGUUAAUGAUGAAGAAAUUUUACUUGAACUAAGUCAUCGUGAUGAUUUUCCUCAUUAUAUUCUUAAUCCUAUGCAUUAUAAUGAUGAUUAUCUUAUUGGAUUAACUAAUCUUAUUCGAAGAUUAAUGAAAAUUGAUCAUGAAUCCGUUAAUCGUUGGAUCGGUUUAGAACAAGUUGAUCGUGAUGAAAUUGUUUCAAUAUUUUCUUUUCUUUUCAAAAUUAUCGCCGAACAAACCGAAUCAUUUCUUUAUCCCGAAGUAAUUGAAUAUAAAAAUUUAAAAUUCAGUCUUUAUGAUUAUGUUACAUCGAUACUUUGUGCUUUCAUCAUGACAUUGAAUGAAGAUCAAUUUGCUGAAGUGGAAGAAUUUUUAUUCGAUAAACUAUUUUCAUCACAUCUAAUCAAUGCUUUAAUGGCAUCCGAUAUCCUAUGUUUUUGUUGUCGUAUUUCCGAUGCGUUUGCAUUGGAUAUGGCUGAAGUUUUAUUCAAAACAUUGAGUGAAAUUUGGUUCGAAGAUGUUCGAACUACCACUGUUGAACAUCAAUCAUCCAUAAAUGUUUUACGAUUUACCUAUCAAAUUCUAUUGAAUUUGGCCAAAAGAAUUUUUAAAUUUUUUGAUAAAGAUCAAUUUGGUCGAUUGAUUGAAUCAUGUCCAGUGCAAUCAAACCUAAUGAUAUGGAAUGAUUUUGAUUUAAAAGUUGUCAAUAUUAAUGUACCAAGAAACUGUCAAGUUAUUUAUGAAAAUAUUUAUAAUUAUACAAAAUUUACGGAAAAACCUGAUGAUUCAAUUAUUGAUAUUUUGGUUAGAAAUUUCAUCUCACGAUCAAACAACAACGUCGACGAUGAAUAUGAUUCAUUAUUACAUCUAAGACUUUUGAAAAAUAUCAAAACAUUAUUAAAUUUUUCACAUUUCAAUAGAAUAAUAUUGAAAAUGAAAAAUCUGCUUUUGCAAUCAACAUUGACCGAACAUCGUCUGGAAUUUUCUAUUGGUUGUUUGAAAUUGCUGAAUACAUUGGCCAUUGUCAGUGAUGAAAAAUAUCGAAAAUUUUGUUUCCAAAAUAAUUUCCAUCAAUUAUUAUUGGCACUAUUUCAAGAAUGUAGUAAGGAUUUCGUCAGUAAACUUUACUAUUUUUCAACAUUACAAAACAUUUUACAAAAUCCAUUAUUUACCGAUAUUUUGGCCGAUCAAUUGAAUCGUUGUAUCAAAACAUAUCUAAUAUUUCAAAUUGGAUAUUAUCAAGAUAAAAAAUGUUUAAUACAAGAUGAAAAAGAUAUUUAUUUAAAACAAUUGUUCAAAGCGGAUGAUAAUAAUGAUUUCAAUGUACCAUUUGAAGCUCGUUACAAUCAUAUUGAUAAGGAAAUUGAUGAUAUUCCAAUUGAUCAAUUAUUUUUUAAUCAUUUUAUCCGUGCGAAACAAAACGAAAAUCCUUUGGUAAUGAAAAAUGAAAAUCAUUUAAUCAAUGAAUUUCGUUUGUUUAUUGAAAAAUUAAAAAAUAUUGAUUUUGUUAAUCAAGAAGAAGAAGAACGACAAGAAUUUAUGUUGUUAUACAAUGAAUUGGGUGAAAUUUUCAAACAAAAAUAAUCAAUCAUCAUCAUCAUCAUCGUCGUUACGUAAAC
Dermatophagoides pteronyssinus (European house dust mite) is the source of this 1833-nucleotide messenger RNA. RefSeq lists its product as uncharacterized. NCBI's taxonomy places the organism in Eukaryota, Metazoa, Arthropoda, Arachnida, Sarcoptiformes, Pyroglyphidae. The record is from RefSeq and is a predicted model, not a curated record.